GUGGGAGUUAACUGGAGGAAGGUCGCUUGGGUGGAAGGAUGGAAAGGCACAAAAAAACAGAAAGGGUGGCAGGGAAAUUAAGAUUGGAGUAGGGACUUGAAAUGAUGACUCAUGUAAUUGACUGCUGAUGACUACGCUGCAAACAUUCUGACAGACACAAAAACACACUCUUCCUCGCGACAACCAUCACAGACAGCCAGACAGGACAAGACUGAGACAAAUGUACCUGAAAAGAUAAUUGCCGCCGUCUUCGUUCUCGAAAACCUAGAAAUAUUGUUCUCGUGCUGGCCAUCGGGGGAAUACAGCGCUUUGAUGGUGGUGUAGGACUGUGUUAUGGAAGCCACCUGCCCCCAUAACUCUCUUUCUCGCCUCGGAUCUCCGCCGACAGUAACGGUGCUGUCCACUAUGCAUUUGCACUAAAUACAGUGAAAGUGAACUGGUAAGAAGAGAAGAAAUGAGAAGAAAAUCGCUGGUUGCCUUCUCGGCAGUACUGUUCUGUCUGUGCCGCGCGACAAUCGUCUCCAACCGGACGCGCGGCGGCCGCUACGCGCAAACAUCAUCCACAUCAUCAGACAAGGGAAGCGAGAAGGACGUGGGUGUCUCCCCAAUCUCUGGCCAACAACAUAUCUACAAUGUUGAUUAUUUCAGUAAGAAUGAAACAAUGGGCUCACCAAGACGGCAGGGGGACUUCAGCCAUAGGAAUGGCACUUCCUCCAUCAAAACCAGCAGAGGCAAUACAGGCACCACUAUGAUAUUUGGCAGGCCAGACCAUGUUCAAGGUGGAACAGGGUGGGCCAUGGACGGAGGAGUGGCACCAAUAUGUGCCUACCGGGUGAUGGAGGAGGGAAUCUGGGGGCGGCUGUGUUUUCGACACACACAGCUGGGGUUCAGGUGUCAUCGUCGAGACUGCCGGACUGUUCCAUCUGCAGGAGGGUCCCUGGUGGCCAACGUUUUGACCAACGGCAGCGUGCUACUACAGUGGACAUAUGAAGAUCUGAGGGAAGAGGCUCAAAGGACAAAUAAAGGAAACACAGCUGGACAUGACCGAGAUAAACAAGAGACAGAGACUAGAGGAUCAAGUGUAGAGGGACAGAAAGGGGCCCCUGGAACAGGGCUUAGGGAAGAGAGCAGGUUUGUAACUGCCUCACCAAAGAGGGUAUUCGGUGGACGACGUGUCAGAAGGGGUGGGUUUGGGCUAAGCUGCUGGUGGAACGGGAGCUACACCCAGUUUGAGUGUGCUAACACCCAUCUUGGCUCUGGUUGCAGGGACUUCUUGCUGACUGAGCUGCAUGAGAGCGUCCCUUACCGCAUCUGCCUGCAUCCGCUUGCCUCCACCCUGACCCCACCGCUCCACUCAGAAGGAGCAGGCCAGAGGGAGGACCUGGGGGACUGUGUGGAGUUCACUGUCUCACCCUUGGGCAUGCAGGACAUUGUGAUUGCCAUGACAACAGUGGGAGGAGCCAUCUGUGUGAUGCUGGUCAUCAUCUGCCUGCUGGUGGCGUACAUCACUGAGAACAUCAUGAGCCCCACGACACAGCACUCACACUCCACAUACCACUCUCACCACUAAUGUCACUCACACAAACAUGCACGCAUGUGUGUGCACACACACGUAACCUUAUUCAGCAAUAUCGCAGUCAUUUAUUUUAAUCACACAUCUAAAUCAAUACACUAAAAACACAAUUAUGUAACAUACUGUGGUUGAACACCCACACACACAUAAUAAAAAUCUCACUCGGAUUCAGGGCAUUGCACCUUACACACUACUAGAUCUAUAAGCUUGUGGAAGAAUGAUGAACUAAGCCUCACAACAGACCACCACACUUUCAAAUACUAUGAAAUACUUUUCAAAUGAUAGGGCUCAGAGAAUUCCCUCUUUGUGUGAGCAUUAAUUUGUGUGUUUAUUUUCCUCUUGUCUAUUUAUCUCAUUACUAGCCUUUAUGCUAGUAAUCAAAGUGCUCUGUAUUAGAGAUAGUAAGCUGCUAGUCAGUAGGCCUACCUAAGAGUGAAACAUGUUCUAUAGUUGAGCAAUGUUAUGAACCAGUAUUUAGCACGAUUCCUCUUUUUUGGAGUCCAGUUCUAUAUUUGCAGUAAUUACAUAUGUUCAGUGGUAAGUAAUAUGUGCAAGCACAGUAGGUAAUUGAAUUAAUGAUUUCUUACUUUUCACCUCAGAGAGGGUUAAUUGAAUAACUGUCAACAAUGCACCCUCAGGCACCCAAGAAUGAUUCCCAUUUGCCUUACCUUCUCCUGGAUGUAGAGAUCUAUGUAUACUGAACAUCCCUGUUAGUGAGCAUUAAUCCAUCCACCUGACAGGUGAGGCAUA
This is a messenger RNA of Salvelinus sp. IW2-2015, 2323 nucleotides long. RefSeq lists its product as uncharacterized. Lineage: Eukaryota; Metazoa; Chordata; Actinopteri; Salmoniformes; Salmonidae. The record is from RefSeq and is a predicted model, not a curated record.